GUGUCGCGCGCGCGCCUGCACGGCGCGCCGCGCGGCCGCGCGCGCGGACGCGCGUGGCCGCGCCGAGGACGCGCGCGACGACCGGGAGACGUCGUGUUCUGGCAUCGCGUCGCGCGCGAGUUUUUCGACGUCGGGUUCGAGCACUGGGCGGUGUACGUCGGACGCGUCGGCGUCGCGGACGACGCGCUGGGGAUUUGGCGGUGGAUGCGGGACGGCGACGACGUCGACGCGGCGGUGGAGUGCGUGGUGCACCUGUGGGGGGCGCCCGAGGGCGGCGAGGACGAGGGAGGGGAGAGGAAUCGAGACAUGGACGCGAACGCGGCGUGCGUGCUGAGCCCGCUGGCGGACGUCGGCGAGGACCCGAGGUGCGGGAACGAGCGGUUCGACGCGACGCACGCGCCGCUGAGAAUCGGAGAGAUCGUCGAUCGGUGUCGAUUGGCGGUGGAUCAGGGGUUCUACGAGGGACGAUACGGGGCGUAUUGCGUGCGGGCGAAUAACUGCGAGCACUUCGCCACGUGGGCGCGGUACGGGGUUCGAUUCAGUCAGCAAAUCGAAGACACGGUGUCGUUGGGGGUGAACAUAGCGCGAGUCGCGGCGUCGCUGUUGGCGCGGCGAGACGUGGGGACGGAUCCGAACGCGAUGAACAUGGCGAAGCAUCUCAUCAUGGGCACGCGCGUCAAUCCCAACGACGAAGAGGAAAUCGCGGCCGCCGUCAAGGACAUGCACGGCGGCGAGUCGCCAAAGUACACCGCCGAGGAAGACGUGGCGUAUGUUCUUGACUAUAUCAUCGAUCGCGUCGACGUCGAGGUCGAAGAUCAGCUCGAGAGAGACCGUGAGAGAGUGCACGUGCCGUGGUCUUCGAGACCGGUGCCGGCGAGUCGCGAAAUCGCGACGCUUUCGUUCGGUCGCGCGCGCUCGGUUCGUCCGGGUGUGCCCGAGGAAGAAGAGUCGCUCUCCAUCACUGCUGGUCAAGUGUCGGCGUUCGCCGGUCAGGUUGGUAGAUUCGUCGGUCAAGCGUCCACGAGCGCGUUUCGCAUAUUGGGCGCCGGUUUGGAGGAAUUGGCCAGAACAAGUCAACCGCCGCCGAGCGCGGAUCCACCGAUCUCGCCGCCAGCGACGACCGCGGGCGAACGCGAAACCGAUAGCUGA
Molecule: messenger RNA, 1149 nt
Organism: Ostreococcus lucimarinus CCE9901
Lineage: Eukaryota; Viridiplantae; Chlorophyta; Mamiellophyceae; Mamiellales; Bathycoccaceae
Exons: 1
Biological process (GO): N-acylphosphatidylethanolamine metabolic process
Cellular component (GO): cytoplasm
Molecular function (GO): A2-type glycerophospholipase activity; glycerophospholipid phospholipase A1 activity
Source: RefSeq, a predicted model, not a curated record